UAAAAAUAUUAUUAAAAUUUAAAAUCAUAAACAUAGAAUAACUAUUUUUAUCCAACAUGCCAUAUCAUCAUGUGGAUUAUAUUUUAGUAGCAGAAUUUGAUAUUGAUCAAGGUCCUACAAUUUCUCAACAAUAUCCACAUACUAUAGGGAGUGACACAAAACUGUUGGCAGAAUUGAUGCUUCCAGAUCAAGCUCAUAUGAGGUCAGAAGACUGGACAAUAUUUUUUCUACAUAGGGAUACUAAUACACUAAAAAAAAAUCACAAUGACCUUCACGAAGUUUUAGAGAAUCAGGAAAACAGCGAGCCAAAAUUAAUGUAUGUUUUAAACUUGGUAAAUACAAAGCAUGACCCGGAUGCCAAACGAGGAGCUCUUGUAAAAGCAAUGGCAAUAUGUACUAGGCAUUCAUUUUUGCAUAUUUAUAAGCCAAUUUUACUUCUUGCUCUUAAAAAAUAUCUUGAACAUCCAAAGAAAACGACAUUAGAACAUAUUUUCAAUUCAGUAAACUCUAUGGACUUAAAAAUGAUGCCUAAACUAAAUUUUUGGGAACGUAUUAUUCUUGGGAACAAUGACUAUAAAACUAUUUAUCAUGAAAAAUUUCCAAAUACGAACACGAAGGAAUCUAUUCAAGAUUGUCAUGAAUAUGAAACAAGCAUAGUUUAUCUUGGCGUGCAAAUUCCUGUGAAAAUACCUUUAGAUAUUUUGCCAGAAGCUGUCGGUGAUUUUUCUCUUAUAAAUCUAUUCCAAGCAUUCCCGCAAUUACCUACAAAAUCAUUUCCAUUACAUGCUCAUCUUACUACCAUCGGCUCUCAUACUCAUCCAAUUAUUGUUUUAAUGAAUGCUUUGCUUACUCAAAAAAGAAUUGUAUUUCUAGGGCAUGGGCAAUCUGCUGGUGAUGUUGCAAAAUAUGUUUUAGCUUCAUCUGCUAUGGCUAGUGGUUUAGGAGUACUACGAGGAUUUUUGGAAAGAACAUUUCCUUAUACAGAUCUUUCAAAAAUAGAUUACCUACUUACUAUUUCUGGAUAUAUAGCAGGCGUUACAAAUCCUACUUUUGAACGACAUCCAGAAUGGUGGGAUAUUCUUUGCGAUAUUGAUACAGGAAAAAUAAAAAUAUCAUCAUGUAUAUCUCCAGCAAAUAUACCAAGCUAUUUAGGGGAUUUUUUCUGUGAUUAUGCAAAUGAAUAUCAACGAAAUGAUAUGGACACAAUAUUUAUUGAUGAAAUGAAAAAUAUCAUAUCUUGUAAAUAUGGAGAAUAUUCCGUACGAUCAAAAUGGAGGGAUUGGGUAUUAAGAUUCACUAAAAUGGCAUCUACGUAUGAAACGCUUGUUUAUGGUUUUUCUCGAUUAUCCAAUCCAAAUGCGAAAAAUUUCAUUAUUCCAGGUACAGGAUGGGUUUGGCAAAAUGAAGCACAAAAAAUGCGCGAUUUAUAUCUAAACAUGCCACGAUUUGAAGGAUGGAGAAACACAACUUCUUACGAAUAUUAUAUAGAGGAUCUUAUUGUAUUUAAUAAUAUACCUAUUGAAAAAAAAUUUUGCUUACAACAUCAAUUGAAUCGACUAAAAAUUCUACGAAACAUAUCUUACGAAGAUGCAGAAGCCAUCUAUAUAACAUUAAAUGAUAAUGUCCGUACUAUAGAUGAACUAAGUCAAUUACUUUGUUAUCUUCCACGAUUACAGGGGGGUUUAACACCAAUCGCUGCUGGAUUAUUUCAUCCAAAUCCAAAAGUACAGUUUGCCGUAGCAGAACUUUUAGAGCGGCUUGAUUCUCACAUAGCUGGUCGACAUUUUAUUAAUGAUUUAAAUAAAUUUCAAAAACUUGCAUUUUCAAGAAUUCUUUCUAAAAAAUCCAAAUUACGAAAAAAUUAA
Messenger RNA from Pneumocystis murina B123, 1865 nucleotides. RefSeq lists its product as hypothetical. NCBI's taxonomy places the organism in Eukaryota, Fungi, Ascomycota, Pneumocystomycetes, Pneumocystales, Pneumocystaceae. Gene Ontology annotation, cellular component: plasma membrane. The transcript is spliced from 12 exons. The record is from RefSeq and is a predicted model, not a curated record. The coding region runs from base 57 to 1865 and encodes 602 amino acids. Gene Ontology annotation, biological process: actin cortical patch localization.